AUGGCAGAAGACAUGAGCCAUGGUGCCCCACUCAGCAGCCAUGUCGAGUUCUGUACGCUGGGCAUGUUCAUUCUCGAUGACAUCGAAUUUGGCGGGAUCAGACCCGACGUGAAGAAUGUCCUCGGCGGGGCAGCCUCAUUUGCAGUCGUGGGCGCGCGUCUCGUCGCGGGAAAAGACCAUGCUCGGUCUGUGAGUUGGAUUGUCGAUGUCGGCUCAGAUUUCCCGCAAGAGGUCUUGGAUGUCAUCAACUCAUGGGACACCGACUGCAUGAUCAGAGAAGACCCGACGCGAUUGACCACCAGAGCAUGGAACGGCUACGGUCACAAUGAGCAACGAGCCUUCAAGUAUCUGACCCCAAAACUGCGAUUGGAACCUCACAUGCUGUCGGAUUCCCAAGUCCUUUCGAGGACGUUCCACAUGGUCUGCUCUGCGUCUAGGUGUAUCACCAUCGUGCAAGAAAUACUCAGACGCCGAGAAGGAUUGCAACGAAAUGGCCAGGUUUCUACUCCCCUGGAGCGACCGAUCUUUGUCUGGGAGCCCGUGCCGGACCUCUGCACCCCCGAGGAACAGGAGAUGUUCUUCGCUGCGAACCGAGUCGUAGACGUGGUAAGCCCCAAUGAACUGGAGCUAGGGCUGAUGUUUGGUCAGUCAGGGUGGAGCGAAGAUGGACAGUUUGGCCAGGAUAUAGUGAAAAGGAUCCUUGCAUCUGGGAUUGGCCCCGAUGGAACCGGGCACCUGGUCAUUCGGGCAGGAAAGGAUGGGAGCUAUUCAUACUCUAGAGCCCAGAGGAUCUGGUUGCCCGCAUAUCACCAGCCCGCAGCUUCGGAGUCUACCCCUGUGGUUGAUCCCACGGGCGCCGGGAACUCUUUCCUGGGGGCAUUGGCCCAAGGUAUGGUGAGUGCCGGACGAGGCCCGGCUAGUGUUAUCGAGUCGAUCUUUGCAUCGUCUGAGAGCUGGAGAGAUGCCGUGAAGGCAGACGGAGACCGCGGCCACAUCUUAGAGGCUUUGGUGUUUGCCACCGUCGCCGCCGGAUUCGUGGUGGAGCAAAUUGGGGUGCCCUUGAUGUCUACUUCUACUGAAGGAAGGGAGCUUUGGAACGAAACUGAAUUCACGGAACGGGUCCGUCUGUACACCCAGCGGUUGUAUAGAACCGUCGAAGAGUCUCCUCAGAAGCACUUCCUGAUCAAUUGA
This is a messenger RNA of Aspergillus melleus, 1191 nucleotides long. It is a transcript of the gene MAK32, whose product is annotated as Double-stranded RNA-containing particles stability. The coding region runs from base 1 to 1191 and encodes 396 amino acids. Lineage: Eukaryota; Fungi; Ascomycota; Eurotiomycetes; Eurotiales; Aspergillaceae. The record is from RefSeq and is a predicted model, not a curated record. The transcript has 3 exons.